This is a messenger RNA of Haplochromis burtoni (Burton's mouthbrooder), 8047 nucleotides long. It is a transcript of the gene kcnab2a, whose product is annotated as potassium voltage-gated channel subfamily A regulatory beta subunit 2a. Gene Ontology annotation, cellular component: extrinsic component of cytoplasmic side of plasma membrane; membrane; cytoplasm. The record is from RefSeq and is a predicted model, not a curated record. Gene Ontology annotation, molecular function: potassium channel regulator activity; transmembrane transporter binding; voltage-gated potassium channel activity. The transcript is spliced from 15 exons. NCBI's taxonomy places the organism in Eukaryota, Metazoa, Chordata, Actinopteri, Cichliformes, Cichlidae. Gene Ontology annotation, biological process: transmembrane transport; regulation of potassium ion transmembrane transport; potassium ion transport. Bases 2901 to 4196 code for a protein of 431 amino acids.
UUCUCUUAUGUGUGCAGUGUAAAUGUUUUUUUUUUUUCUUGGUUUACUAUAAUAUUAACCUUGCUGCAGAGACUUGCUGUUCUGAUAUUUAAAACCAUACAUCCAUCCUCUGCAGUAGAUAACACUUAUCAUCUACUAUUUAGCUGGCAGUGCACUAUCCAGUUUAAACCUGAUAGGGCUGGUGAUGGAUUUCUUUGCAAGGUUGCGCAUAAAACCUUUGAAUCGACAAUACUGGUCUUUAGUCUUUUUUUUUUUUUUUUUUUUUUUUCCUUUCUUUUUUUUCUUCUCAGCAGUGACACCCACAGUCUCACUUCUCAAGCUUCAACAUACAAUUACAAAGUUUGUUUUACUGCCUUCUUUUUUUUAAUUUUUUUUACUUUGUGUACAAAAUUUUUCCAUCCAUACUCUUCAACCUCUUUUGGACCCUUGAGAGCUGAACAUGAUGUGCCUUAGUCUAAAAAACACAUGCUAUAGAUGCAGAGAUGAUGGUAUUUGGUACUCACUCCGACAGUAGUGAGGUUUUAGAUGGUCAGUCUUUAGGCUGCUUUACUGUAGGAUCAUAUUUUAUGGUCUCAUAUCAGGCCAUAUUCUGCUGAUCCAGUUAUAAAAACCCCUGACUAUGUGGAUGUGCUUGUAAUGAGCUCACUAUCGGAUUUUUAUCUUGGCGCCUUCUACAUUUCUGUCCUUUUAAAGUGCAAAUGGUCCCUCUAGCUGUUCCCCUGGCCUAUGUGAGGGUAUUGAUUAAGCCCCCCAUCUUCAUUUGUCGAUCACUCUGACAGCCAAACGGCCUUGUGCUGGGAAAGAAAGUUUCAUUCCUGUCAGUAAUCUCAACAUUGUAGCACACAAACUGCAGGACUGGGACCAUAAUGGCUAGUACAACUUCUACAGUGGUACAGAUGUGCUCUGCAACUUUUGUUGGAACCCAGAAUACCCACAUUCAUAAGGUCACUGAAUAGUUUAAUGGAAAUAAUGUGACUUUCAUAGUCACAGUUAAGAUCUCAACCCAGUUGAAUACCUAUUUGAGAUUUUGGAACAAUAUCUAAGUCUUCACUGUUGUCAUCAAAACCUCAAAUUAGGUCAUAUUUUUUUGGCACUCCAUCCUUUGUGCACAGCUCCAGAGACUUGAAGAGGCAAUGCCAAGGCACAUUAAAACUGUUGUGGCGGCAUUUGGGACCCCUCACUGAGAAAUUUAUGCUGGGGGUUCCUUUAAUUGUCACGUUUCUGUAGUCAUAUAAUAACAAUUCUGCUACACACAAUUGAUGCUGUUGAUUAAUAUAGCUGUUAAAAACUUCCUUGUAUCCACUAGUGCAUGACUGCUCUGUUUUAAUGUGUCAACAUUUUCUUCAUUUCAAGCACAAGCUCUACUUUGUGCAUACUGUUUGCAUCUACUAUAAGACUUAGCCAGUCCAGAGCUGGACUAUGAUUAUAUACUGAACAUGCCUUUUGUUAACGCAGCAAAACUGAAGAAUAUCUGUCUUGUUUUAAACCAUUUGACAGUGUUUAGCGGACUGAGUUAUUUCCUGGUAAAGCUAAAGAUGGUUGACUGAAAGAGAAAGAGAAAAUGUAAAUGUAUUGUAAAUGUUUAAUUUAAGCAUGCAUUACAGACGUUCUAAGAAUAUGUGCUAUUCAGAUUUGUAACUGGAGUUCAAUGAUUUAUUUAUUUAUUUAUUUUAUGAAUUUUUAGUGACCCUUUUAGUUUGAUAAAUGAAGUUGGAUAAUGUGUUACUUGUAAGAUCCUUUCAAAUGAUACGUCAUGUGCAUAUGGAAAAUGACAGCAUACAUCCCAUCCCCGGGGGACUUCACGUUUAAAGAAACCAAACACAGUUAUACAUUAAUGCUAAAUAAAGAAAAUGUUGUGUAGUGUUCAGGAGUCCAUGGUCUAGUAAAAACAAUCUGUUCCUCAUUAGUAGUACUUACUUAUAGUAUUACUUAUAGUGCAGUAGUGAUUGUAUGAAAACUUCCAUAUACAGAUAUGAGCCCCCCCCUCGAGGUAAAACUGCUGCUUGGCUUCCAAAGCCGUCAUCUUCAGUGGUGUCACUCAUCUUAUCUUUAGAGUCAUUAUGCCAAAGUAGCUCAGCAGGUAGAUGGGUUCAUAGUGGCUUUUUCAGAAAAAUGUGUGACUAGACAGUACAGAAAGAAUGCAUCCAGAGGCAUUUGCAUAUUUUUCCAGCAUAUUGAUGUGGAUCACUUGUGUUUGCCACAAUUGUGUGUGUUAAAAUUGAACUUUAGACCUAAAAUUUCAUGUUCCCUUGUUCUUUGUAAGGCAGACACAGAUAUCAUUGUUUAGUUCUGUGUGCAGGCGGUCAUUAUAGUCUAGCACCCUCUAAUUUUGCCUUUGGACUCAGCACAAGGCUACUGAGAUGUAGAGAGAUGCUGCAAGGGUCCUUAACUGGUGUGGUUUUCAUAAAGCCUUUGUUAGAGAGUACUUGAACAUGCCCGGUGGUUUGUUCUUCUCUGUGCAUACACAUAUAGUCUGUGUUUGCUUGACUGUGUGUGUGCGUGUGUGUGUUUAUGUUUUGUGUGCGUGCAACACUCAGCCACUCAUUACUGUCCAGCUCUUAGUAUUCUUUCCUGUGGAACAACAAUCAGAGGCUUUUAGUGCAAAAGCUUUGGUGAAUAAUUCAGGGCUGAUAUUAUUUGCUGCGGUGAGCAGAAACAAGACGGGCCACUAAACGACAUAAAUGGAUUUCUUCUAUGAGAUCUCACAGGGAGGGGAAGAGGAGAGGUGUUGGUUGCAGUGAUAGACGAAGGUCCAAAUGGUGAGGGGAGGGAUGCACUCGCUUAUUCACUAAUUGGUUUAGACGUUUCCUAGUAAGACACUCCCAGUUUGGGUGGACCUGCUCCAUCGCUGUCUGCAGUGUGUGUUUAUAAGAGCAGACUGGCACUCCAUAACCUCGCUCAUGAGCCGACCUUCAAGAAAUCGGAUCACCAAACCGCCAGCGGCAGGCAGCGGUGUUCGGAAGAGCAGCAGCAGCGGCAGUGGCAAGAUGCUGUCUAUGUCAUACAGCGAGAGCAUCCGGAGCGGGAUCAACCGCUACCACUCGGACCAAGGGCUGAAUCAGCCACCGGUCAGGCCCACUGAUCAGGCCGAGCUGCAGAGACUCCGGGAACAGAGGGUCGCCGCUCAGAUUAAGAACAUGGAAGACUUCCUGAAGAUGAAUGGCCUUGCCCUGGAGGAGUGUGUGUCCUAUCAGACAGGCAUGAAGUACAGAAACCUCGGGAAGUCGGGCUUGCGGGUAUCCUGCCUUGGAUUAGGAACAUGGGUGACGUUUGGUGGACAGAUAACAGAUGAGAUGGCAGAGCAGCUGAUGACUCUGGCCUAUGAAAAUGGCAUCAAUCUGUUUGACACAGCGGAGGUCUACGCUGCUGGCAAGGCAGAGGUGGUGCUCGGAAACAUCAUAAAGAAGAAAGGAUGGAGACGUUCGAGUUUGGUGAUAACAACAAAGAUCUUCUGGGGUGGAAAAGCGGAAACUGAAAGAGGUUUAUCCCGAAAACACAUUAUAGAAGGUUUAAAAGCCUCUUUAGAAAGACUGCAGUUAGACUACGUGGAUGUGGUUUUCGCGAACAGACCGGACCCUAAUACACCAAUGGAAGAAACGGUUCGAGCAAUGACCCAUGUGAUAAACCAAGGCAUGGCCAUGUACUGGGGGACAUCCCGCUGGAGCCCGAUGGAAAUAAUGGAAGCGUACUCUGUUGCGAGACAGUUCAACCAGAUUCCCCCCAUCUGCGAGCAGGCAGAGUACCACAUGUUCCAGAGAGAGAAAGUGGAGGUGCAGCUACCUGAGCUGUUCCAUAAGAUAGGUGUGGGGGCCAUGACGUGGUCUCCGCUGGCCUGUGGGAUCAUCUCAGGGAAAUACGAUGGCAGGGUCCCUCCCUACUCGCGGGCCUCCCUUAAGGGCUACCAGUGGUUGAAGGACAAGAUCUUGAGCGAGGAGGGCCGGCGUCAGCAGGCGAAGUUGAAAGAGCUGCAGGCAAUCGCGGAGCGGCUGGGCUGCACUCUGCCCCAACUCGCCAUCGCGUGGUGCCUACGGAACGAGGGGGUGAGCUCUGUCCUUUUAGGGGCGUCCAACACCGACCAGCUGAUGGAGAACAUAGGAGCGAUCCAGGUUCUUCCAAAGUUGUCGUCAUCCAUCACACACGAGGUGGACAGCAUCCUGGGGAACAAGCCGUACAGUAAAAAGGACUACCGCUCCUAACGCGUGGCACGGCCCCGCCCGGCAGGGCUGCACCCGGCCUGCAGCCGCAGUGCCCCACCUUUGCCUGAUCCUCUGUUUGCUUGAGCUUUUACUGAGUGAGACCCUGGCGCAUGAGUCUGGCCACACCAAGGCCACGCAGGGCACCUCAUUUAGAGUUACAGGGAUAAGAUAAGAAAAGGGGGAAAAAAUACAGUCACCUCCACUGGAAAUGACAGGAUUGACAAAGAAAGACACAAACAUGGAAAAAGAGAGGUUAGAGAUAUGCGCUCAUAUUUAAAUUAGUUAUACAUUCAAUUCAGCUGAACGUAUUUUAAAACUAUAGAGAAAAAUACAUUUAUUAAAAAAAUAAAAUAAGCACACGCUUGCUUGGCAGCCAGAUUUUUUUUUUCCUUUCUAUUUUUUUUUUCUCUUUUUAAAACCGAAUACAACUAAAAGGAAGAUGAAAUUCAUGCUGUAUGAAUACACGAGAACUAUUGUUGCACAUGUACCAUAGCCAUGCAUUCGUUGUUUGGACGUUCUGUUUACAAACACCUGUGUACUGUCCAAAUCCGUCAAGAUUUCUCUGAAAGUGUUGUCGACAUUACCAGAGCCUCCUCACGGGCUUCAAUCAGCACUUUAGUACGGUCAGUAAAGGUGUUGGAAGGCAGUUUCAAAGAGGAGAGAGGAUGGGUAUUACAACAGUCUCAUCUCACAGCCAUUGCACUAUAGAAUCACAUCGCCUCUUCAUAAUUCCCUCUCUUCAUCCUCUGUUUCUUCACUGGCAGUGUGUUUGUCCAGCCUAAUGCUCCGAUGCUCCUCCUGUGUAAGCGUGGCUCUGACGUUCUGAAGUCAUCAGGGCUUCCGUCCUUACAGUGAACCACCCGCCAUGAUGGAGCUUAGGAGCCAGGCUGAUGUGUCUGGGCAACUUGUGUGCCACUGAAGAGAUGGGCAGUUUAUUCCUCCCUAACAGCAGGAACUGCAGUCGUGUUAUAUCAAACGCAGCGGCCUGCUUCACUGUGCUUCCCGGCCGCUUUUCUCGCUUUUUUCAGGCUGAGGAUUUUGGCGUGCAGGGAACGUUCAUAUCAGUGUUGGCUCAACAUCUCAUGGAAACUUCUCCUCAAUCAAAUUCAGUUCAAGUAUUUUGCCUUAUUUAGAGUUGCAUCAAACUGUGCUUUGGGCUUGUAGACGAGCAGCUCGACAGCUGCCUCUCUGCGCUGGUCAUGUGUCCCCGGUAUAAACUGGACCGCUGAGUGGUGGAAGUGGUGUUUGUUGCUCCCUGACUGGGGGGAAAGGAGUCGUGUGUCUGGUUAAUCGGUGAGUGGCAGCAGCUCAGGGAACGGAGCAGGCAGUUUCAGUCGUGUGUUGGCGUGCACAAAGUCAGGAGGUUGUAUUUAGUUAUCUUUUUCGUCUCAUGUGUGGACACUUUAGUGUGGCUUGAGCCAAAGAUCUUCUUCUUCUUUUCUUUCUUUCUUUGAGAAAACAACCCAACGUUUCACUAUUACAAGAUUAUAGAAAUCAUCUUGACGCAUGUGCUGUCCAGCUUGUAAUCUAUCUAUGGUAUGGAUUUUACUCCAUAAUAUAUCUUUACUUGACCGAGCUGUUACACUAGUUAACAAGUAUGUCCUUCAUAUACAGAAUGCGUAGUACAACUAAGUGCUUUAGGAUCAGUAAGGUUUGUUUCAGGCGGCAGACGCCCCGAGACGCGUCAGAAGUAUUAUUGCAAACAUUUUGACAACGCCCUGUAUCAUUUGUUGUCCUUUGGGUGCUCUCUUACUGUGAUUAAAGCACAAGUGGAAAGCAUGUUACAUCUUCUAAGCAUGGACCCUCUUCACCCAGCCUACAGUACCUAUGGGACAAACAAGGUGAUGCUUUUCAAGCUUACCAACACGUGUAGAUAACAAGUCUUUACUAACAGUUGAUAAACUGUUGAUUCUUAGAGGGAAAAAACAAGUGCAAAUUAACAUAACUUAUAUAAGUGUGAAUGAUAUGAAUGAGGUGAAGCUGCUCAGCUAGAGUGGAGGGGAUAAACAUCACUGUGUGGGGUUUGUGUGGAUGAGGUUUUGCUUGAGUAUUACUCCUAAAUAACAGCAAAGUGAUUCAAGAUCUGCUGUUGGGGGGUGUGUGUGUGUGUGUGUGUGUGUGUGUGUGUGCGUGCGUGUGUGUGUGCGUGCGUGCGAGAGAGAGAGAGUGUGAGAGUGUGUGAGUGAGUUCAGGUGUGAGGGAUUGGGGGACAACUGAACCAAUCCCGUGCUGUUGUAUUAGUUGAUCCCUGAAUACGGCUGAUUUGCCGUGUCUCUUGUAAGUCUGAGUAAAUAAUAACAGGCACAAGCUGAUGCUGUUUUCUCAGAAUUAAAAAAAAAAAAAAAAAGAAGAUAAGAACAUUUUGUUCAUUAGUCUGUGGAGUUUCUGUGUCUUAAUAUUUCCAUCUGCAGGGAGCGGAGAAGAAGUCUGAGAUUUAAAAGGUUGAGUCUGACAUUUUGGGAAAUGUGCUUUUUUCUCACCCAAAAUUACAAAAGGUCUGAUACUGAACUGAUAUUAGCUCAACACACAGACUGGAAACCAGAAGACACUCAUUUUCUCUUCUGUACAGAACAUAUUAGCCAUUCAUUAUUAAGCUUUACAGAUAAGGGUAGUCAGAGGGUUUUAGCCUCGUUCAUAUGUUCGUACUGUGUUCACCAAGGACUGUCUGAUUGAGAUAUUGUAAGGAUAACUUUUCAGACUCUCAGUUGGGAACCUGGUUUAUUUAACACAUAAUCGGGUGUUUGAGUGUGCAGUCAAGUCCGUGCUGUGUGUGCACUUUCAUCCUGUGCUCUCCCUUUCACCAUCUGUGUGGGUGCAUCUCUGCUCUGCUGGAUAAACGGACACAUGGAGGGGAGCAGAGAAAAGGGGAGACAGGUGAAGUGACGGUAUCGUUACCUGAGUCGAGGACGGCUCGGCGCUCCCGUGGCAGCGAGGACCGUGCCGUUUCUCCAUCCACGUAACAAAUAAUUUAAGGCUGCAGUGGCAAGGCGUGACACGCUUAUUUUCAGGAAUCAUUUCUUUUCUAAAUGUAUUAUUGAUGAUGAGAAAAGCAGUUUGGCUGUUUCCAGUCUCUGUGCUCUAAGGCGACGUCAUAUUUAGCAGCAAAUAUGCCGACGUGGCAUAUUUCCCCCCCUAAAGAUGUCAGACUUUCCCUUUGAACUUUAUCGCUGUGCAUUUAGUUUGACCAUCAGUUGUGUCCCAGCGUGCCGACCCGCUCGACACAGAUGCUGUGUCGUAACGAGCUUCACGUGCACAACGUAGAAAUAACUGAAACUUUUGAAGCUUGUGUGUAUUUGUCUGGUGCCCUCACCCAUGUAGGAGAAAAUAAUGCUUUAAGAGGUCCUAGUUUCAUCAUAUUUGCUGUUCUAACAUGUUAACGACUAGUUCACAAAUGAAACAGACCCACAGAUGAAUAGAGCUUAUUUUACAGAAGGUUCUAGGUUAUACAGAGAAUAUAUUUUUAUGUUCUAGCCUUUAAUGCAGUAGAGAGAAUUAAGAGAACUGUUUUUAUUUUUGUCAUCAUGCUGCAUUUUUCCUAUCUGUAUUGUAUUGAUUUGAAGACUGACAAAAAGAAGCAAUCUUUGUGUUGUGUGUGCAUUAUGAUGCUCAAAUGCAACAGUGUGUGGAAUUCAUCCUGAAGACGACGUAUUGAGAGCUUGGUAUCUCCUGUACAUACUCUGACCUUUGUAUAUAUUUCUGGUUGUGAUCACCUUUGCCUUUUUUCAUUUUGAUUUCAUUUUGCAGGCGUUGCUAUCUGCACUGUGCUUGAAUCUGAGAUUUAGACAGGAUGUACAGCUUAUGAUCUUCAAUGAAAAUGAAUUAAUGAUAAAAAUAAGAAUGGUUAAAAACCA